AUCACAAGACAAAUCAGCAUCGACAGCACCAACACCACAACAAACCCCCAUCAACGACAGACACCCAUCCCCACCGUCUCGGCAUCUGACUACCUUCAGCACGCCUAGGCGCCUCUAUUCGCACUUAUCCACGAAGACACGUGCUCCGAUAUCGUGACACGCAGCCAGCUCCUACUGCCGGGCGCGCCUUGCAGUCGACUCGCUACGAUCAUCGAGUCACCAAGCAACCCAGAAACCAUUCCAAAACCAACAGCCCCCGUCACUAUGCCAGGAAAGACCCCCAAUAGUAACGGCAACAAGCCUACCCAGAACGGAUACAGGAGUACCAAAGAUGUCGACAUGAAGGACGCGAAGUCCAAGAACAAGAAGGGCGCCAAGGACGGCGACGAGGAGAUGACGGUCGUGGUCCCUCCUUCCAAGGGCACCAAGCAGUCCUCGACUCUGCCACCGCCGGAUGCUGAUGGUGAUGUUGCUAUGGGUGACGAAGAGAAUGCCGACGACGAUGGCGCUGUCAAGGUUGAUCCUGUCGUCCAAGCCGUGGCAGACAUCAAGAGCAACUUUGCGCUGCUUGACCGUGCCGUUGCACUGUUCGAUGCCCGAUUCUCCCUCCGAGCGCUGAGGUCAAUCUCGACUAUCCGCAAACGCCUGACCCCAGACGUCAUCGCCCAAGCAAUUGUCGAAACCUUCCCCGCGACCGUCACAUCUGGUAACGCAGCUAAACAGCUCCUUAUUGCCAUUGGUCGAGAGAGUCUGCCACUGGGCCAGUCUUCUGCUUCGGAGAUGGAGGUCGACAGUGAUGUCUCGAAGGCCGCCACCAAGAACGGCUCCAAGAAGGAAGUCAAGGAGAUCAUUCCCGAGGUUGACCUUUUCCUCGGUAUUCUGAUCCAGGUCCAUCUCUUCGACACGAAGCAGUUCCAACGUGGUGCCGAUUUCUCAAAGUACCUCUCGGAUCGGAUCCAAUCCCUCAACCGCCGCACACUGGAUUCGCUGUCUGCCAAGGUCUACUUCUAUUACUCGCUUUUCUGCGAGCACCUCAACCCCCAGCCGCCUUCUCCCCAGUCCCCCGUCGUUGCCAUCCGCCCAACGCUCCUCGCUGCCCUGCGUACUGCGGUGCUGCGCAAGGACAUUGACACACAGGCCUCGGUCAUUGUUCUGCUGCUACGCAAUUAUCUCUUGACGUCUCACAUCUCCCAAGCUGAUCUACUCGUCUCCCACACCCAGUUCCCGGAGAACGCCGUCAACAACCAGGUUGCCCGCUUCCUGUACUAUCUUGGGCGUAUUCGCGCGGUCCAGCUGCGCUACACCGAAGCACACGAGCAUCUUACUGCCGCGACGAGGAAGGCGCCAUCGAGUGCCUGCGCGGCGGGCUUUUCAGCCACCGCUACAAAGCUCCUUUUGGUUGUAGAGCUGCUGAUGGGUGAUAUCCCUGAGCGGUCAACUUUCCGUCAGCCUACUCUGGAGCUAGCGCUUCACCCGUACUUCCUGCUGGUGCAGGCUGUGCGCGUCGGUAACCUCGAAGACUUCGAGACCAUUAUCGCAGACCACGCCGACGUCUUCCGACGGGACGGCACUUACACCCUGAUUCUUCGUUUGAGGCAAAACGUUAUCAAGACUGGCAUUCGCAUGAUGUCCCUGUCUUACUCCCGAAUUUCGCUGCGGGACAUCUGCAUCCGCCUCCACCUCGGAAGCGAGGAGUCGGCUGAAUACAUUGUCGCCAAAGCCAUUCGCGAUGGUGUGAUCGAGGCUACCCUGGACCGCGAGCACGGAUUUAUGAAGAGCAAGGAGAUCGGAGACGUCUAUGCCACGCGAGAGCCGGGCGAGGCUUUCCACGACCGCAUCCGUGCCUGCUUGGCUCUGCACGACGAGAGCGUCAAGGCUAUGCGCUUCCCCAUGAACCAGCAUCGCCUGGAGCUGAAGAAUGCUCAAGAGGCUCGGGAGCGUGAGAGGGAGAUGGCAAAGGAAAUCCAAGAGGGUGACCUUGACGAGGAUGACCUUGGCGGCGAGUUUGACGGCAUGUAAUCGCUCUUGCGCUUCCUUUCUGUGUUAGCUACGAAAUUGCGCUCCUUCUUCGAAUGCGCGAACCACCGAUGCUGCGUGGGCUGUUCCUUUAAUCCGUCAACGAGGACAGCUUUCCAGUGUCUGGCUCUUUAGGGAAUAGAUCAUUCGGUCGGGAAAGAUUCGAGGUGACGCGAGGCAGGAGAACGAGAAUGACAGGUGCGUCUGCUUCGGACAGGGCAUGUGCGUGUGCGUGGUUCAACGGGUUGCCUAUGUGCGCUCGUCGUGUACUAGAUAUGGCGAAGACGAGGGCUGCGUGAGCAAAUCAAAGCUGCUAUCAUUACGUCGUG
This is a messenger RNA of Verticillium dahliae VdLs.17, 2345 nucleotides long. Its product is annotated as 26S proteasome non-ATPase regulatory subunit 3. Gene Ontology annotation, biological process: ubiquitin-dependent protein catabolic process; regulation of protein catabolic process. The record is from RefSeq and is a predicted model, not a curated record. The coding region runs from base 265 to 2019 and encodes 584 amino acids. Gene Ontology annotation, cellular component: proteasome complex; proteasome regulatory particle, lid subcomplex. Gene Ontology annotation, molecular function: enzyme regulator activity. The transcript has 3 exons. Lineage: Eukaryota; Fungi; Ascomycota; Sordariomycetes; Glomerellales; Plectosphaerellaceae.